Colletotrichum phormii is the source of this 2832-nucleotide messenger RNA. RefSeq names its product isochorismatase. The record is from RefSeq and is a predicted model, not a curated record. Bases 1 to 2832 code for a protein of 943 amino acids. The transcript has a single exon. Lineage: Eukaryota; Fungi; Ascomycota; Sordariomycetes; Glomerellales; Glomerellaceae. Gene Ontology annotation, biological process: DNA repair; DNA alkylation repair. Gene Ontology annotation, molecular function: dioxygenase activity. Gene Ontology annotation, cellular component: nucleus.
AUGUUUCCUUUCGAUGCGACCGCCAUGCCCACGCUACCAACGCGCAAGGGUCUGCUGGUGGUCGACUUCAAUAACGAUUUCCUGUCUGCCGACGGCGCCCUACCGGUCACAAACGGUAGCGAGCUGGUCACACGCACCCUGGAGCUGGUCAAGGCCUUUCGCAAAGUUGGCGACGUUAUCUGGGUGCGCAGCGAGUUCGAGAAGUAUCGCCUUGCCUCGGCAGAACAGAUUUGGGCUACCGACAAAAUCCCAAAGCUCAAGAUUCCCGAGUCUCGCGCUAGAAGAAAGAUUGCAUCUAAGAAAGAGCCCGAAGAAAAUUUUGAUGCCGAUCCGGAGGCUUUCCUCAGCCAGCCCGGCCCCAAAGUCGUCCGUUCUGGCACUCCUGGUGCCGAUUACCCCGUCGCCGUCAAGGAAGCCAUCGGCAAGAGGGAUAUCAACUUGACCAAGUCACAUUACUCAGUCUUUUCCUCCGGCCAGCUGCUGCAAAUGAUGCGCGUCAAGUUCAUCCAUGAGCUUUAUAUUUGCGGAUCCCUUGCCAACAUUGGCGUCCACGCCUCAGCUAUGGAUGCCGCCACGUUCGGUUACUCCAUCACUUUAGUCGAGGACUGUUGUGGGUUCCGCUCCGAAGUGCGUCAUUCCGCUUCCGUAGGGAAGCUUGUCGAUGUGACGGGCUGCGAGGUAUUAGAGAGCGAUGCUGUCAUUAAGGGACUGCAGCCGAAAUCCGAGUCAAAGCCUGCCUCGUCAUCACCCGUCGUACCCAAGAGAAUCGCGGAAGCCAGUGGUGGCCAAACGCCGCCCUCGGCUGAUUCGUAUAAGAGCAAACUCGAAGAGCAAUUGGCCAAGCUUUCAAUCAACAGUUCAAACUCCUCAAAAAGCAAGCCUUCCAUCUCACGCCCACGCCGAGACUUGGGAGGUUCAGGCUGUGCAACCGCUUCUGAUAUUUUGGAAGUUGAUGACAAUGCAGACGCAGUACAGACGGACCAGGGCGGUGACUCACCCGACAAAGAGGUUCACAAACGACCAAAGAGACCAACGGCAGGCAAGGGGAGUCUUGAAAUAGAAAUCGACACAGAUUCGGUACCGGAGAAAACACCUUUAAAAAAGCAGCAACUUACCAAGACAAUCGCCGACGAGAAAGCAUCCUCCACGUCCGACAUCGAACUCGAGCCAGACUCGAGCCCAGAGUUAAAGCCAGGACCAGCCAAAAAGCCUGCUGCCAUGGACGACACCAUCGAGGUCGAUGACUCACCGCACGCUACCGAACCUCUUUGUGAGGGUGACACCACCGUCAUUAACAACAUACUCCCUUCUGCCUUGGCCGAGGGCAUCUUCGAGAAGAUCAGAGACGAGGUCUCAUGGCAGAGAAUGUCCCACCAGGGCGGGGAGGUCCCUCGACUGGUCGCUGUCCAAGGCGAAGUAGCCGACGACGGCAGCAUGCCAGUAUAUAGACAUCCAUCAGACGAAUCGCCCCCUCUCUUCCCCUUCACCCCUACAGUACAGAAAAUCAAGGCAGAGGUCGAGAAGGAGCUCGGACACCCGCUGAAUCACGUCUUGAUUCAGUUCUACCGCAACGGCACCGACUACAUCUCUGAACACAGCGACAAGACCCUCGAUAUCGUCAAGGGGUCGUACAUCGCCAACGUCAGCUUGGGUGCAGAGCGCACGAUGGUGUUUAGGACUAAGAGGCGGGACAAGGACCCGUCCAGCACCGCGACACCGUCGGGCGAGACCUCUCUGCAGCGACAGGUUUGCCGCGCCAAGCUGCCGCAUAACUCACUCUGCCGCCUGGGCCUGGUGACGAAUGGUCGAUGGCUGCACGCCAUCCGCCAGGACAAGAGAACGGACCGAGACAAGACGCCUCCCGAAUUGGCUUUCGACGGGGGACGUAUCUCCCUCACCUUCAGACAGAUUGGCACCUUCUUGGAUCGAGAUAGCACUCUUAUUUGGGGUCAAGGGACCACCAGCAAGACCAGAGAGACGGCCCAGCCCGUCAUCAAUGGUCAGUGUCCACAGGCAGUCGACAUGGUCCACGCCUUUGGCACGGAGAACCACUCGUCCGACUUUGACUGGAACAAGUACUACGGCAAGGGCUUCGACGUCCUCCACAUGAGCACCUCGCCGCGUCUCUCCGCCUCGGCCGAUCCCGUCGUCAACAUGCGUAUCGCCCUGAUACUGGCCGAGUACGGCAUUUCGUACGCCAAAGGGAGCAUAUCUCCUUCCUUCAACUGGAAGGACAGCAAUGCCGGCGACAAGGACACAACGGCUGUUCCCGCAUCGCUGCCGAUCCGUUUCGUCGACAAUGACGUUGCCAAGUCAACAGUUCAGGGCGAGUUGGCCAUCAUGCUCUACCUGGAUUCAGUACACGGAUCAGGAAAGAAGGGAGCGUCAGAUAGACCGCAGCCCGAUAUCGCGAGAAUCUUCGCCCGUUUCCAGGAUGGCCUCGCGCUCCUGGACAAGUGGCGAGGGCUCGAAAAGGAUAGCGAAUCAGGGAAGCGCGACCUCGCCCCCUUGAAGCGAGAGCUUGCCAUUUGGGAGGGAUACGCAGGCGAAGCCGACUUCAUUGCAGGCCCGAGUAUCUCGUUGGCCGAUUUCGCCGUAUGGCCAGUGUUGCACGUCAUUUUCCAGGAUGCCAACAAGGAAACUCUGGAAGCGAACAAGAAGCUGAAGGCGUACUACGAGAGAAUCAAGUCCACCAAGUCUGCCACAAAGAUCCUUGAUGGAAACCAACCUGAUACCAUAGAGGCUGUAUCGGUGAACCAAAAGACUGGAGGUGUGGCCGAGACAUCGCGACCGAGUAAGAGUCUUUCAGGCAAGGAGUCGCAGAAAGACUGA